Molecule: messenger RNA, 900 nt
Organism: Venustampulla echinocandica
Lineage: Eukaryota; Fungi; Ascomycota; Leotiomycetes; Helotiales; Pleuroascaceae
Exons: 6
Coding region: 1-900 (299 amino acids)
Molecular function (GO): calcium ion binding
Source: RefSeq, a predicted model, not a curated record
AUGGCGUAUAAUCGAACGGUUAACCCGGACUCCCUACCUGCAUUCGCAGAACCAGAGAGGAAGGGAGGCAACAAACCUCCACCGCAGCAGCAACAACAACCGCAGCAAGCACAGCACCAGCAGCAAUACUACAACAAGCCCACGCCUGCUAUUCCCCGACCCGAUCCCAGACAACAACAGCAACAUCAACAGCAGCAAUAUCAAUCAAGCGGACCUAGGCUAUCUCCCCAAAUGCAGCCGCCUGCAAACUACGGUUAUGGCACAUCUCCGCCCGGCCCCGGUCGUGGAUAUGCCUCUCCUCCUCUUGGAGGGGGCCACGGAUCGCGCCCUCCACCGCAUUCAAGAACCCCUCCCAUGUCCAGACCCCCUCCAUCUCCUGCUCCACCAAACGGCGCUGAUCCCGCACUAUGGCCUCUAUUCAAGGCCGUCGAUAAAGAUGGCACCGGACAACUCACCGAACAUGAACUGCGGUCCGCCCUUGUAAACGGGGACUGGACAUCCUUCGAUCCCUACACGGUCAAGAUGAUGAUCCGCAUGUUCGAUACCGAUCGCUCUGGUAGCAUAGGCUUCGAAGAAUUCUGUGGAUUGUGGGGAUUCCUAGCAGCGUGGCGCUCGCUAUUCGACCGAUUCGACACUGAUAGAAGCGGAAACAUCAGCGUCGACGAAUACACCAAUGCACUAGUAGCAUUCGGAUAUCGACUCAGCCCGCAGUUCGUCGAGACGUUAUUCAGGACAUAUGAUAAGCGGAGCGACGGGGCGAUUGGCUUCGAUCUAUUCGUUCAGAGCUGCAUCAGCCUGAAGCGCAUGACUGACGUGUUUAAGAAAUAUGAUGAUGAUCGAGAUGGCUACAUAACUCUGUCCUUUGAGGACUUUUUGACGGAAAUCAUUCGGCAGAAAUAG